Heterobasidion irregulare TC 32-1 is the source of this 1071-nucleotide messenger RNA. RefSeq names its product vacuolar H+-ATPase V0 sector, subunit D. Gene Ontology annotation, biological process: proton transmembrane transport; vacuolar transport; vacuolar acidification. Bases 1 to 1071 code for a protein of 356 amino acids. The transcript is spliced from 5 exons. Lineage: Eukaryota; Fungi; Basidiomycota; Agaricomycetes; Russulales; Bondarzewiaceae. The record is from RefSeq and is a predicted model, not a curated record. Gene Ontology annotation, molecular function: proton-transporting ATPase activity, rotational mechanism. Gene Ontology annotation, cellular component: vacuolar proton-transporting V-type ATPase complex; fungal-type vacuole membrane; proton-transporting V-type ATPase, V0 domain.
AUGGAGGCUCUCUUCUUCAACGUCGACUCGGGGUUUCUGGAAGGUAUCGUGAGAGGGUACAAGGCUGGUAUUCUGACGCAGGGACAGUAUGGCAAUUUAACGCAGUGCGAAAGCCUCGAAGAUUUUCGGACACAGCUGUCCGCGACAGACUACGGUAACUUCCUCGCGAACGAGCCGCUCCCCAUCUCGACGUCUACCAUCGCCGACAAGGCGACGCAGAUCUUGGUCGACCAAUUCAACUACAUACGGAGCAACGCCGUCGCGCCAUUGAGCAAGUUCUUGGACUAUAUUACGUACGGGUAUAUGAUUGACAAUGUCGUGCUUUUAAUCACGGGAACAUUGCACGAACGGGAUACGCACGAGCUGCUGGAGCGGUGUCAUCCGCUGGGAUGGUUCGAGACCAUGCCAGCGCUCUGUGUCGCAACGAAUGUUGAGGAGUUGUUCCAGACUGUCCUCGUCGAAACGCCAUUAGCACCAUACUUCCGUGACUGCCUCUCUGCCUCUGACCUCGACGACCUCAACAUCGAAAUCAUCCGCAACACGCUCUACAAAGCCUACCUCGAGGACUUCCACGCCUUCUGCACAUCCAUCGACGGCCCAACGUCCGACGUCAUGGCGCGCAUCCUCUCAUUCGAGGCCGACCGGCGCACGAUCAACAUCACGAUCAACUCUUUCAACACAGAGCUCUCCAAGGAACAGCGCGCGCGCCUCUUCCCGACCAUCGGCCGCCUCUUUCCCGAGGGAAACAAUCAGCUCGCAAAAGCAGAUGACAUCGACCAAGUGCGCGCGAUCUGCGAAGGCAUCGCGGAGUACCGUGCGUUUUUCGAUGGCGCGGCGGGCGCCGCCGCGCACGAGGAUGGGGAUCUCAGCGUCGCGGCGCAGCUGGAGGACAAGUUCUUCGUCGCGGAGGUACACAAUAACAAGCUGGCAUUCCUGCAGCAGUUCCAGUACGGAGUGUUCUACGCUUACUUCAAGCUCAAGGAGCAGGAGAUCAGGAACUUGACGUGGAUCGCCGAGUGUAUCGCACAGGAGGCGAGGGACAGAAUCCAAGACUUUAUACCUAUCUUCUGA